GCGGUCAUUCGAACUCUCGCAUAGCUUGGAACAACACUUAUAUAGACGUGCGAUACUCAUACAUACCAAAAGUGGACAAAACAGUAUACAAAAAUAGUUUAAAAAGUAUUUAGAAUUUUUGUUUGGUUUUCAAAAUGGUGUCGAAAAUCGUAGUUUUUGCGUUGAUCGUUGGUACUGCCAGUGCUGCCACAUUCAUGGGCUUGAACCCACCAAAGCCUAGCAGUUUAGCUCACAAAGAAGGCUGCUACAUCAAGGAGAUAAACGAUGUGAUUCCUUUCGGCGAAACUGUGACACCCAUCGGCCACUGUUACAGAAUAUCAUGCGGCGGUGAAUACAUUGACUAUGCCUCAUGUGGUGUCGUCGCAACUGAUGAUCCCAAAUGCUACAUUACCGACGAGGAUCUGAGUAAACCCUACCCCGAUUGCUGUCCCGACAUCAAGUGUGAUCUCGACAACAACCUUGUAUAGUUUAGUGUUAUAAGUUCUAGGGUUAAGUUUAAUGUAUUGUGUUAGAAUCUGGGCGUUAUUGAGGGCCUUUUUCACCAGUCUUUUAAGAAAUCAGCUACCAAAACCAUCAACUGUCGAAAGUAAGUUAGAUAAACUUUGGGGACAUCGUUUACUUAUUUUUUUUUUUUUUUUGCAAAUAUUAUUCGUUGAAUCAGUUUUUCUGCAGAUGGUGAAAUUGGCUACUAGGAUAGAGUUGACUUUGGGGUUGAAAAAUGCAAUGAGAAAUGUAUUUCAAUGUGCCAUAUAAAAUUAAUUUAUAUGUAGUAAAUAAAUAAAAUAUUUUUGUAUAAAUAUUUAAAAAAUGUGAGAGUGUGGAGUUUUGAUUGUGAAGAAAAAAAAAAUGAAGUUUGUAUUGUUGAAAUUAGAAUGUUUCAAUAACGCCACUAUUGUAACAUUGCGCGAUGUCUAGAGUCUUUAUGACGAAUAGAUAGAGUUCCUUUUUCAAAGAGUUUGUAUCCAAACUCUAGAAGCUAUCUUGCCACCAAAUUGUUGAAUUUAAUUUAUUUUUAUUGAAUUAGAAAUUAUUUUAAUUA
Helicoverpa zea (corn earworm) is the source of this 1039-nucleotide messenger RNA. RefSeq lists its product as uncharacterized. Bases 135 to 467 code for a protein of 110 amino acids. Lineage: Eukaryota; Metazoa; Arthropoda; Insecta; Lepidoptera; Noctuidae. The transcript is spliced from 3 exons. The record is from RefSeq and is a predicted model, not a curated record.